Molecule: messenger RNA, 1998 nt
Organism: Strigops habroptila (Kakapo)
Lineage: Eukaryota; Metazoa; Chordata; Aves; Psittaciformes; Psittacidae
Gene: SLC17A7
Product: solute carrier family 17 member 7
Exons: 12
Coding region: 1-1692 (563 amino acids)
Biological process (GO): transmembrane transport; neurotransmitter loading into synaptic vesicle; synaptic transmission, glutamatergic
Cellular component (GO): excitatory synapse; synaptic vesicle membrane
Molecular function (GO): L-glutamate transmembrane transporter activity; neurotransmitter transmembrane transporter activity
Source: RefSeq, a predicted model, not a curated record
AUGCAGUUCAACAAGGAGGAGUUCCGGAGGGUGGUGGGGGCCGGGCUCGGCCGCCUGCACCGGGUCCUCGAGCGGCGCCAGGAUGAUGCUGAAGGGCUGGAGCUGAGCUCGGGGCGGGGGGGGCCGGGAGGGGGGGAGGUUUUUGGGGGGGUGCCCCCCCCGCGCCCCCCCCCCGUGGUGGACUGCACGUGCUGGGGCCUGCCCCGGCGCUAUGGGAUCGCCCUGCUCUGCGCCGCCGGCUUCUGCAUCAGUUUCGGCAUCCGCUGCAACCUGGGGGUGGCCGUGGUCAGCAUGGUCAAUGGCGUACAUGGGCAGCGCCCCCAGUUCAACUGGGACCCCGAGACGGUGGGGAUGAUCCACGGCUCCUUCUUCUGGGGGUACAUCGUGACCCAGAUCCCAGGGGGCUUCAUCGCCCAGAGGUUUGCUGCCAACAGGGUGUUCGGGCUCGCCAUCGUGGCCACGUCGCUGCUGAACAUGCUGAUCCCGGCGGCCGCGCGCACCCACGUGGGCUGCGUCGUCACCGUGCGCGUCAUGCAGGGAUUGGUGGAGGGCGUGACGUACCCGGCCUGUCACGGCAUCUGGAGCAAAUGGGCCCCCCCAUUGGAGCGGAGCCGCCUGGCGACCACGGCCUUCUGUGGCUCAUACGCGGGGGCUGUGGUGGCCAUGCCCUUGGCCGGGCUCCUGGUGCAAUACACGGGCUGGAGCUCCGUGUUCUAUGUCUAUGGCAGCUUUGGGGUGUGCUGGUACCUCUUCUGGGUGCUGGUGUCCUACGAGAGCCCAGCCCAACACCCAACCAUCAGCCCCCAGGAGAGGAAGUACAUCGAGGAGAGCAUCGGGGAGGGCGCGGGGGGGCCCCUGCGGCUGCCCACCCCCUGGCGCCACUUCUUCACGUCCCCCCCCGUCUACGCCAUCAUCGUGGCCAACUUCUGCCGCAGUUGGACCUUCUACCUGCUGCUCAUCAGCCAGCCCGCCUACUUCGAGGAGGUCUUCGGGCUCAACAUCAGCCAGGUGGGGCUGCUCUCGGCCCUGCCCCAUCUGGUGAUGACCAUCGUGGUGCCCAUCGGGGGCCAAGUGGCCGAUUUCCUGCGCUCCAGGGGGAUCAUGUCCACCACCAACGUGAGGAAGAUGAUGAACUGUGGAGGUUUCGGCAUGGAGGCCACGCUGCUGCUGGUGGUGGGUUACUCGCACUCCCGCGCCGUCGCCAUCUCCUUCCUCGUCCUGGCCGUGGGCUUCAGCGGCUUUGCCAUCUCUGGGUUCAACGUCAACCACUUGGACAUCGCCCCCCGCUACGCCAGCGUCCUCAUGGGGCUCUCCAAUGGCGUGGGGACGCUCUCGGGGAUGGUUUGUCCCCUCAUCGUGGGGGCCCUCACCCGGCACAAGACGCGGGAGGAGUGGCAGUGGGUGUUCCUCAUCGCGGCGCUCGUGCACUACGGGGGCGUGGCCUUCUACGCCGCGUUCGCCUCCGGGGAGCCGCAGUGGUGGGCGGAGCCUCCGCGCGAGGAGGCGGAGCCUCUGGCGCCGAGGGGCGGGGACAGCGACGGGGAGGGGGAGGAGGACGACGGAGAGGAGGGGGAGGAAGGAGGAGGCUUCGGGGUGGGGGGGGGACCCCCCGGAGGGCCCCCCUCGGGUUAUGGGGCCACCGGAACCACCCCGGCCCCUGCGCCAGCCCCACGUGGGGAUACCCCUGGGUGAGACACCCCAAACACCCCCCGGCACCCCCUUGGGACCACUGGAGAUGCCCCGAGCCCCGUCAAGGAUCUCCCGGGACCCCCCGACUCCCCGCAAGGACCCCCGGGACCCCCUCAGGGACCCACCAGGAGCACCAGAGACCUCCCCCGAGCCCUCAAAGACCCCCCUGGGAGCACUGGGACCCCCCCCAACCCCUCAGAGACCCCUCAGAGCCCCCUCAGAACCCCCCCAAGGCUGCCCCCUCCAUCCUGUGUGUCCCCCCCGCUGUACAUAUAUAAAUACAGGGGGGGCUGCGGCCCCCGGAUCAGC